Puccinia graminis f. sp. tritici CRL 75-36-700-3 is the source of this 607-nucleotide messenger RNA. RefSeq lists its product as uncharacterized. The record is from RefSeq and is a predicted model, not a curated record. NCBI's taxonomy places the organism in Eukaryota, Fungi, Basidiomycota, Pucciniomycetes, Pucciniales, Pucciniaceae. Bases 122 to 523 code for a protein of 133 amino acids. The transcript has a single exon.
AAUAGGACAACGGUCAGCCAACACCCUCCGCUCUAAUAGCUUCCCGACCAUCACGUUUCAACCAGUUAACACAAGUUCGACUCCUCCUGUGGCCACUUCCCGCUUGGAAAACUGCCCGACAAUGAACCUUUCCGUUAUCGCCACCAUUGCCGUGUUGAGUCUCGUACUGUCGGGGAUUUGCAACGCCUACGGUCCGGUUAUCUGUGAUUCUUGCAAAACAUAUUCCGCACAUGAAAUGACUUGCGAGUUGAGUAAGAACGGGCCCUGUGGGGAAGUCAUUGGCAAUGGUCCUUCAACCUGUAAGGUAGAGCGUUCAAAAGCUUAUUAUCAAUGUACCAAUCAGGACUGUGGAAGGUGGUACACCCUCAAUCGCGAACACGAUGGGCAAGACCUAGGGUGCGAUCAUGUUAACAAGUGCAAAAUCGACCCUCCUGAAGUGGUUGAGAUGUGCCCUCCCGCUCCACAACCUGUUAACUACCUUGGGAAUGCAGGCAAUAUCCGUAAUCCAAGAUUAGCAAACUAGGCAAACAUCUUGUUCAGUUACAUAGUAGUAGUAGAAUUUGUAGUUCAUGAAUUCAUAGGCCCCUAAGAUUGUUAAAAUCUCUUU